Molecule: messenger RNA, 1070 nt
Organism: Coregonus clupeaformis (lake whitefish)
Lineage: Eukaryota; Metazoa; Chordata; Actinopteri; Salmoniformes; Salmonidae
Product: arsenite methyltransferase
Exons: 5
Coding region: 183-899 (238 amino acids)
Source: RefSeq, a predicted model, not a curated record
UUUAUACACUUUUUGAAAGAAUGCUCAAGGACAUUCACUGGACAGUAAGUCAGACAAACCAGGAUUCUGUUGUAUGUGUUAGUUAGUCCGGUCUUCUCUGCUCUGCCACAACGAGGGAGUCCCAUUGAAUUGAACCGAGAUCCCCUCAAACCAAUCAGUAGGAUAAAGACUUCGGAAGCAUUAUGAGUAAAUAUAGAAAGUAUAAAGAUCUACUGAGAGAUAUUCCUCUCUUUCCAGACAUUUUUACUAAUGGAAUGACGCGCAACUUGGCACACCCCAAGAAAAGCUUCAUGGGCCGCUACACUAAGCGGACCAUGGAGAAGUACAACAAUGUGAUGAUCAAGAACGCUGUCAAACUGUGUCAGAUCCAGGCCCAUCAUGCUAUCCUGGAGGUUGGCUUUGGUCCAGGCUUGGGGCUCCAGGAGGCUCUGAAGUACCUGACGGACCCCAGGGGCAAGCUGUUCGGCCUGGACGUCUCUGAGUACAUGCACAAGGUGGCCCGGGAGCGCCUGGGCCCUCAGCUGGCCUUGGGGAGGGUCCACCUGCUCCAGGGCAGGGUGGAGUGUAUUCCCCUCCCGGACCACUGCAUCCACGGGGUCUUCCACUCCAACUGCCACCUCUACUGGCCGGACAUGGCCACCGCCACCGCCGAACUGCUCCGUGUCAUGAGGCCUGGAGCGAGGAUGUUGGCCACGUGUGAUCUGGGCUUCCUGCGUCGGGGGGUGGACCAGGGCUUCUUCAAGGGGAUGACAUUGGAGCCUGAGCCCUACAUGCAGGCCCUGAGGGCUGUGGGCUUCCUGGGGGUCAGCAUGGAGGACCUGACAGAUGAGGGAAAGAGCUUCCAGGUCAUCUAUGCCACCUCUCCACCUCCCUCCACCACCGAGACUCAGACCAGUUAGGAACACGCUCUGUGUGCACACUCCGGAUGUGUUUGAUGGAUAUAACAGCAUGUUGUGUCAUAAAAACAAAUGUUACUUCCAAAGAGAGUACGUCUGUUCAUACUCAAGGUUUUAUAUUGGUUGUCAGAAAUAAUUUCGUUUUGACUUAAGAAUAAAAGUAUUUACCUGUCA